AUGUUGCCCAGCCAAGCUGGUUCGGCACCAUCUGGAAACGGGUCAGCGUCAGGCAGGGGCACGACAGGACACGGUUCGGCGGGUGUCGGUGGCGGCGUUCGCCCCGUUUUGGUUCGAGGAGUGCAAGCUUUACCGGGGGUGGGCGAAGGCGCCGGUGCCGCGGGGCGUCCGGGUGAGCGGGACGCCGUCGGGAUGCUGGGGGCUAAUGGUCCAGGGGGUCCGAGAGGCGCCAGGCCGGGCAACGGGACCGGGGUGAACCCGCUACAGACCACCGUCCAAGGAAACAUGAUGGGGCUAAGCUCCGGAGUUGUGUUGCCCCACGGUGCCCGGUUCGACCCGGAGAACGCUCCUAUAUGCAGCGGCUCGGAUAAUGACUCGGACUCCGGGGACGACGAUGACCCGGUGGGUUCACUCGGGGACAGCAGGAGAGGGGUGAAGCGCGAGAGGGGGGAGAUGGAGGCUGCGGGCACGGGGCAGGAGGUGGGACUACCUGCCGGAGCCUACGGCAUGGUGUCCGGAGGAGUAGCCGGGGCAAAGCCCGGGAAGAAGACACGUGGACGCGUGAAGAUAAAGAUGGAAUUUAUCGACAACAAGCUGCGACGCUACACCACUUUCAGUAAGAGGAAGACGGGCAUUAUGAAAAAGGCGUAUGAGCUGUCCACCCUGACUGGAACCCAGGUUCUGCUGCUCGUGGCCAGUGAAACGGGCCACGUCUACACGUUUGCCACCCGGAAACUGCAGCCCAUGAUCACCAGCGAGACGGGCAAAGCCCUGAUCCAGACAUGCCUCAACUCCCCGGACUCGCCGCCGCGCUCCGACCCAUCCAUGGACCAGCGGAUGAGCGCCACGGGCUUCGAGGAGACAGACCUCACCUACCAGGUGUCUGAGUCAGAGAGCAUGGGUGACACAAAGGACACUCUUAAGCCCACGUUCACAGUGGCCAGCCUCCCGGGCACUGCCAGCAGCGCACAGUCCACAGUACCGACCACAUCCACCACCAUGCAGGUGAGCAGCGGGCCUUCCUUCCCCAUCACCAACUACCUGGCCCCCGUCUCGGCCAGCAGCAACAUCAGCGCAAACGGGACCGUCCUCAAGACCGCCGGCACUUCCACGGGGGUCAUGCAGCUGCCCAGCGGCUUCACCUUCAUGCCUGCAGGCACCUCUCUGCCCCCCGGCACCCCCACCAUUCCUCUGAGCCAGCUGCACCAGCACUCCCUGGCCCUCCAGGGGCAGCAUGGUCAGGCCUUGGCCGCCGCCCCCCAGCCACAGCAGGGACAGCAGGCUGUCUUCCGCUUCCCUGCUGCUGUCUCCCUCACAGGAGCAGGCGUUCCACAGCAGCUCCAGGCCAUCCAGGUCCAUCCCAGCACCCAGCCCGCCUCCAACAGUGACAGCAGCCCGGAGAUCUCCCACACCUCCACCAACUCCACCUCAACAGUAAGCCUCCCAGCAACCAUAGUCACUUCAUCAGUGCCAACGUCCGUGGCGGGUCACAUGAUGUACCCCAGCCCUCACACGGUAAUGUACGCCUCCACGCCGGCGCUGGCCGACGGAGGCCUGGCCGUGCUCAACGCCUUCUCCCAGGGGUCAUCGGCCAUGCAGGUGUCCCACGCCCAAGCCCAGGACACAGGUUCUGUCCCUCAGGUGUUCCUCACAGCACCCCCCGGCACGGUGCAGAUCCCCGUCUCCGCAGUGCAGCUACACCCAAUGGUGAUUGGCCAGCAGUCGAGCGGCAGCAGCACUAACCUGACAGAGCUCCAGGUGGUCAACCUGGACGCAGCACAGAACUCAAAGGGUGACUGA
Molecule: messenger RNA, 1800 nt
Organism: Menidia menidia (Atlantic silverside)
Lineage: Eukaryota; Metazoa; Chordata; Actinopteri; Atheriniformes; Atherinopsidae
Source: the annotation of a GenBank genome assembly